AUGCUAUCACCUCGGAAAGCUCAUAGACACAAAAGAUCCACGGCUAUAUCUGGUGACUUUGACCUUUCCGAAUUUGCCGGCGGUGACCUGUCCCAUUCGCAUUAUAGGUCCCCGUCCAACAGCAACAACCAGUUCAACAUUGGAUCCCCUUUAAGGUCAGGUCAAGCACUGGACUUAAAUCCCAAGUUUACCUUUUCGAAUAAGACGGAAGGAACGCCUUUGUAUUCUCCUAGUAAGGGUUCUCAGACUCCCAUCACACCUCAUGAGAAUUACACGUCAACAUUCGACGAGCCGUCGUUUAGGUCACCAAGGUCAAACAAAUCUCCACGUCAACGGUUCUUUCUGUCCGAUGACACAAAGAUUGAGAAUGACAUUCCGGCCGCUUUAAUUGACCUGGACGACAUUGGAAAGAAUAAACGUAACGUGACUUUAAGUCUUGACCAAGAUACCAGUUCUAAACUGCACAAACGAACAGAGAGCGCACCUGAAUUUUUCAAUUUCUCUCCCACGAAGUUUCACAGUCAUUUAAUCAUAGAAGAAGAAGAUGACAAUAGCAAUAGUAACAUGAACUCCAUCUCAAGCUUUCAUAAAGCAGCAGACGUCACAGAGAACAAGACUGUAGCCAACAAACACAUUAACAAUGGUCCCUCUUUACAGUUGUUGGAAUUACAACCAGCCAUAAAUGUCAAUAGGAUACCGUCUACCACUCCUCUCAAGUCACCAGAUUUAAAUGGUGAGAGUAAGCAAAAGGAAAAGAGCCCUUCCAGCUCUAUAUUUCAAAUGGACAUAGAGCACAGCUUGAAUUCGCACUCAUCUUUGUCUACGGGGCAAAAGUCGGUUUCUUCAAGGCGGAAGUCCAUGUCUCCAGUUAAACCAAUGACUUUAAAUUAUGCUGAUAUCAGGUUGAGCGUUGGAGAACCUGGUCCUAAAGUUCUCAAAGAAAGAGAAAAAGGGAAAGAGAAUGUAAUAUCUCCGAAGAAGAGCGAAACUUCAAAGAAUCACCGAAGGUCCAAAUCAUUCAACUUUUCCUUUCUUUCAUCUUCCGUAGAAGACGAGAAAACUAGCAAAGGUAGAGGCCGAUUCUUGCACUGGAUGCGAAGGAAACGGGAUUAA
Komagataella phaffii GS115 is the source of this 1113-nucleotide messenger RNA. RefSeq lists its product as hypothetical. Lineage: Eukaryota; Fungi; Ascomycota; Pichiomycetes; Pichiales; Pichiaceae. The record is from RefSeq and is a predicted model, not a curated record. Bases 1 to 1113 code for a protein of 370 amino acids. The transcript has a single exon.